Molecule: messenger RNA, 15145 nt
Organism: Porites lobata
Lineage: Eukaryota; Metazoa; Cnidaria; Anthozoa; Scleractinia; Poritidae
Source: the annotation of a GenBank genome assembly
AUGACGUGGAGUUUCCUGCCAAAAAUCGAAGUGUGUGGACAGCGUCCUUCACCCUUGUGGACCAGUGACUGGACCCGGGGUCCCCUGGGGGUUUUCGUCAGACAUUAUUACAAGUCCAGUCCCCUAAGAAAAUGAACGUACCGUCGGCCUCAGGUUUGUUUGCCAGAUGACUAUUUCGAGCUAGCGACGUAAACAUAAGGACUCUCUUUAUAAUGCGUAGUAUACCUAUUUCACGGUUCAAGUAAAAUCACUUUGUGCUUAAGUUUUAACUGUUGCUAAGUUUAGUUUUGGUUUUGCAUAAUUGGAUCGCGCUGUACAUCAACACACAUAUUUUUUUGGUAGCUCUCUAUUAUAAUAAUGUUUGCUUAUUCUUUUAAUCUUGUAUGACUCCUUGGCUUUAGUUUUUGCAAUCCAUCGCCCGCUUCAUCAACACACAUAAGCUUACAUGUGCGUACGGUUGGAGGCUUCUCAAGCCAUUUUCCACAAACGAACAAACUCUUGUAGGUUCCGGUAAACGGCUUUUGUCUCUCAAAAUCCCCCCUAUCCCGUACACAAAUUAGAUUUGUAUGCGCGAGCCAACAUUUACAGAAGGACAUCACCUUGUCAACACUUGGCAGGCAUCAAUGUCCCUCUCCGUUCUCUCCCAUUCUCCCACUCGUUCUGUAAGGGACAGUGAAGCCUGCGAACGAGGCUAAACUUUACCAUUUACACUCGAAUUUUUUUUAGUAGCUUGCAAGCUAAAUAAUAUCUUCAAGCACAAUACAUUAGAAUACAUUACAAGAAAAAAAAAAUAUGUCUACACAUAAAAGAAACUAAUAUUUUAAACUUUAUCUAUUUUUUUUUAAUUCACCCGCAGAAUGAAUGAAAGAAAGAACUCAGUAGGAAAAAGUUUAAAUAUAAGAAUAUGAAAGCAUAAAGAAUCUGCAUAAACUAGGUAACACCCCGUAUUUCGGUCGUAAAAUCUGCAAAAAAACUAGUGCGAAGAAAGUCGAGUCAGGCAGUGCAUUCCACUGCUUAGCUGAAAAGUAAGAAAAGGAGAUAAUACCAUAGGUAGUUGUUUUAGGUUUACCAAGUGAUACCUCAGAGAAUGUAGUUGCCUCGAAGAUCACGGAAGAGGAGCGGAGUGAAAACAUAUUUUUCAUGUGCGCUGGAAAAUGAUUGAAAAACAAACUCUUACAUGACAAUAUAAGGACAUUCUAAACGCGCGUUUAUUACACAACGAAGUAGAGUUGACUUUUGUAAGAGUUCUUUAAGUGUUUUACAGGUUGUAACCACCAUUCGAGCUUCUGCGAAGUCAAAGUUAAAAAAGUAAUACAAGACAAAAUCAAACAGACUAAAACUGUUGUACCACUGUUCGAUUUUCUAUUUCGAAGUUAAACUGACUCAAAAAUGUGUUGAAUUUUAUUUUUGGUUUGAAAAGCUAGGACUAACGAUCUCUUAACAAAUCCAUAGUUUCUCCUAUUGUUGUUGCUUUUCUAAUCAUUUCAAACUAUUCAAACCAAAUCACAUGGCACAUUAGUCAUGGAACUCUAGCGGGGUAGUUAAUUUUCUGUCAUUUCACUGCCCAAAAAUAUGGAUCUGCAGCAUGGACAAGAAGACAAAAGGUCUAGGGUAAUAUUUCCUUUUUAAAAAAGUGUAUUAAGCAAAAACUUCUUUCACAGGAGGGCAAUAACGCUAGUGGCAAAAAAUUCUCCAAUGAUCACAUUUUUUAACGCCUAUAAUGUAUUUAUUUUAUACAAUUGUUAAACAAGCAUUCAACAUAAAGUAAUGUAAUGUCCUUUGAAGAGAUUCUACUACUUCAAGCAUUUCUGCUAGACUCCUUAUCACUUUUGAUCUUAAAAGCUUGCAACUGAGUUUAUUUAUGAUUUAUUUAUGAAGUGAUGAAAGCAAUUAAGAUAAAGUUGAAAUACAUUCGAUUGACCCUCGUGAUUUAUUCGGUUAGUUUUUAUUGAUACUAUAGAAGGCCUUUUGAAUGAAACCAAAAUACAAUGAACCUUUCAUUUUUCUUCUUGUUUUUCCUAUUGCUAACACUUUCACAGACAUAAUACUUAUUAUUUGCAAACUUGUUUUGUGAUCUUUUAUUUUAUGGCACUCUUGGGCUAUGUUGAAGACAGAGUCAUUAUGCCUUUAAACAUUGGUCACGUGGAACUAAUUUUCUAGGUUUCCCAAUCUUUUGUCAUGUAGAUAAAAACGCAAUUGUUUGGCAGAAAGUUUUGUGUUCUUGAAUAUUAAUUCUUUGUUAACCAUCGGCUAAUUCGUUACAGGACUCUUUCGAUUAUUUCUUCGACGGAUGAAAGAGAGCAACUGGUUCAACUUAACCACCAUAGAAACUUUAUUUCCUCCAGCUUGCAUUUUAUAAAACCAGUCAAUUGAUAAUCUUCAGAAUAAAAACUUCGGUAGCGCAUUCGUUGGGUUGUUUGAAAGGUUAGCGAGUUUCAAAAAUGACUGUUCAGCAGACAAAACAAAUCUGUGAUCGGUUAAACCUAUUUUUCUUAUAGUCGGCUAAGUUUUAGAAAAGGCGACAAAAUACGAGAAAAAAGAUACAAAAUUCAUUAAUAUAAAGCUAUGUUACACAAUUAUUUUUAAUUAACUAGAUAAGCGAGGCAUGGCAUUUUCUGUUGUAAAAUAGACUAUUCUUAUUUCGCCUGCAUGCGCUGUUUUGCGAUCAAGAACUUUGCUGUACUAACGAAAAAAAAAAAUGCAGUUAUUCCUUGUGCAUGCAUGAGAAUAAAAUUAUGUUUAUAUAAUGAGUCAAAUAAGAAAUGUUUAGUAUCGAUACAGUCUAGUUUCGCAGUUCCCGCUAGCUGUACUCAGUUUUAACUGUUAAGCAGCAAUUCAAUUUACGGGUAGGCCUUGUUGCAUUCACACAGCAAAGCGCUUAAUUUUCAACUUUAUCUUUCUGACGUAACCAUCAGACGAAAAAUUGGAAAUACUGUUGACUCCCGAUAACUCGAACCUCGCUAACUCGAACCUUGCGCUAACUCGAACCAAAGUCGAUUUCCCCUGGAUUUCCUUCAUACAUUUACUGUAAUAUUACCCUUCGUAACUAGAACCCUCGAUGACUCGAACCUCCCGUUAACUCGAAGUAAUUUUUGUUUCACUUCAGAUUAUUUCUUUACAAUUUUCCCCUCGAUGACUCGAACCAUGUUUUAAGCACGUGACAAAUCGGAAAAAAAAAUGGUGAACCACCGCACAGAAGUCCGAAACACUGAAUUUAUUUCAAAACUUUGUCGUUACUUUUGUUCAAAUUCAGUCAGUCCAUCCCUGUGAAGUGUGCAUGAUGGUUGCAUUCCCUAACCUCAUCUUUUUGCUUAUUUGCUGACUUCCGGUUAUUUGCUUCGAACUCCCGAUAACUCGAACUUUGUUCGAUUUCCCUAGAAAGUUCAAAUUAUCGGGAGUCGACUGUACUUAGCAGACAUGGUCCUUGAUAAAUGGCAUUCCCAUCAAGUCACGUGGAAAAUAUUUCAAGAUAAUUAUCUGCUAAGUCUUCCGCGUAAUUAUUCUUACUUUCGUUAAAAAAAUCACCGCACUUUUGAUAUUUUUAUCCUUAUUAAUUAACCGAAAAAAGACACACAGGCAGUUACCUUAAUAAGCAUAAAGAUGGCUGGGGGAAUUUUCAAAGACUUACAUAUGUCAAAACAUUCCGGACAUCGAACCUAGGAACUGCACAUUGUGAGUUUUACAAUAGCGCGGCGGUCCUAGUUGUUUUCAAAAACAUAUCGUUUCUUAAAAAGAUGCGCCAAAUGUGCUGAAAGUAUGCCAUUCCCUGAGAAAUAAAUAGCAAAUUAUCUUAACGUCGGUAAGAUUGGUUCAUAAAGACAGAAUCUGCUCUUUGACCCACAAUUAUGUCUGACCUCCUAUCGGGCAAUGCUUUAUUAUUUUGUUGUUUAAAACUAAGUCGUUUAGUUUCCCACGGCUAACAAAAUGUUCUCAAUAUCCCACAGUUAAUAACUUAAAAUGUCGUUAAAUAUCCAAGCUUUGAGGCCAAAUAGCUAAGUCCAUAAACCUUCUUCAUAAUUAAUUGAGCGGGAUAAAAACGCACGUGUUUUAGCUUAUUUUUGAAAAGGAUUCCUACCCGGACCAGCACGGCAUUUCUAGAUUAUUACCCUUAUUUUUCAAGAGUAUGUUAAAAUCCUGGAAAAUUCGUCUCCUUUUAAUAUAUAGCACAUUCAGCAAAAGUCGCAAAAUUUCGCAAAAAUCUUCUAGAUCUUGUUAAAUCGUAAUCUUUUUACUCCCCAUUCAAACUAGCCACGGAAUAAUUAUUCGGAAAUUAUUUUGUUUUCUUGCAAUAUUUUUCCUAGUCACCUUACAAUCCUUUCAAUAAAAUUUAAUUGCACUUCAUAUCCUGCUAGACGUUAUUACCUUUUUCAAUUGAAUAUCAUAGCCGUCCGGCGCAGGUGGCUUUUUCAAGCCUAAUAUUUAAUAUUUGCUAUUCUCUGCCACAAUGAAAGUUACAUUCUUUUACUUCCUUUGCUCUUUCUACUGAUGGAGCCGGGUAAUAUUGGCAAAGCUUGAAACCUUCAAUACCGUAUUUCGAUUCCUUGUUGUUUGCAGUUGAUGCCUCUAAAGAGAACGAAAACAUGUUCUUAAUUACGUGUUCGUUUCUGUGUCAAUAGCUUAAAAAAUUAUUAACAAGUCAAAAAUAAACAGAGCAGAAAAACGGAAUUUACGGACUCUCACCGUACCCGGACCUCUUAAAUCUUAAUUAACUGUGGCAGGUAGUUGGCCUUAGUUAAUUUUUCUUUUCAGGGGAAAAAGAAUGUUGCCAUUCUUUUCUUUUUCCCCUCUGUUUACUCAUUGAGUUAUUUAGCCGCAACUCUUUCGCUUUAAUCAUUUUUUUUUAUCAGCUUUUUUUUUGUUUACCGUUAAAAAAAAAAAAAAAAAACGUCCAGUCAUUCCCUCUUUCUCCUCUUUCAUACACCCUAGACGAGGCCAUUCAUCUCCUCUUCGCGUCAAUUCUCCUUUCUUGCUGCGGCAUUUGACGCCACCACUGGGGGCUUGGGAAGAAGAUUAGGCAGGGAAAAAACAACUGCGCCAAAUUACAUUGGUGAGUAUUAACGAAUGCAUAGCGAGAGCUUGGUAAAGUUUGUUUUCACACGUCAUGGGUCGCCCAAGGCAUGUGUCGUUCCUGUUCAGUGAAAAUAACAAUGACAAAGAACGCUUUAUUUUUUCCGUCUACACAUUAGCGCUUUUAUGGCCUAGAUUUAAACAAUAUGGAAUGAACUGUUGCUAUGUUCGGUUGUGUUAGGAUCUGAAUCAACGCCAUUUAAGUGUUUAGGUCAAGGGCUGAAUUAGAAGGUAAAAAUAUAAAUUAAAGUGAUGCAUUUGUAUUCCUGGAAGCGCGAGUCACCCCAGAUCCGAUCCGUUGGGUUUGGAACUGUUCAAUUUCCAAUCCGACGUUAUUUCCCUGACAUUAUAAAGAAGAAUGAAAUAAAUCGCUUGUUUUAAUUCUAUAGAUUAAAUUCAUUCCUAGCUUUAACAGUAGAGCUUUUAGAUGUUUGUGGUUUUUGAGCUGAUUCAGUUUUAAACAAUAAUUUCGUUUUUAUUUAGCUUACUUAGAAUCGCAAUGUGUUCAAGGUAUUAUGUAACAAUUUAAAGCAUUUUCCAAAACAAUGCGAGUGCGGGAAAUUAUCGUUUAUACCCAACUUUGAGGUCAGGGAUAUGAUUUGGAAGUUUUGUAAUCUGGGUGUGGUUUAGUUUUCUAUGUCAUUGUUGAGCAAAGUUGCUUUUACUAUCAGAAAUCAAGGGUGCCGAGUUGAUCUACUGAUGCCUUAAAUUAAAUGCGUUACAUCAGUUUUUCUGCGUUGGAGUAGAAAUCAACUAUAAGUCAUGGUUUGAAUGGUGUUAAAUAUUACAGUGCAUACACUUCCUCUAUUCGUAAAAGGUGGUAAGGGAAAUCUAUUCAUCGCAAGUUGUGUUUGCGCUGUUAUGAAUAUUCGGUGUACCUCGAAGCAAUCUUAUUGGCUUAGAGUGUUAAUCAGAUAUUGUACCCCCAAGAAUGGAGAUUUCAAAAUUCAUAUUACGUUGUAUUCCGUAAAAAUGUUCUUCAACGCCUCAAAUUGGUCUCCUCGCGCUAUCAACCAAAAAAUGAAAAAUGUUGGCAGAUCAACCAUUUCAGUAAUAUCUGUGGUUGAAAUCUAUUGCAAAAUUUAUUAACACCGACCAGGGUGACAAGACAAUGAGCUCGAUAUCAAAACAGAAUAAUGAUAUUACAAUUUGCAACAGGUUAUUAUGCACUUUAAUUACUCACAGUGUAAUAGACUUGAACUACAUUGUGCUGUGUGGCGUGUAACUGCUUCCGCGUUUUGACAAACGCCUUAAUCACGUGCCGAAGAAUAUUCCACUCCCUUGCUCAUAACGACAAAAUUAUUUCUCCAAAUGACUGAAAGUUGUUUAUAUUUUUGUCUGAAUUAUUACCGUCGAACCUACAGGGAAUCCUUUUUGACAUUUCAGAGAAAAAUCGUUUAUCAUUGGCUUUGUCUUCAAACCAUAAAACUAUCCAACGGUGAAAACUCUCGAAAUGCAAGUUUUAUUUUUCUUUUUUCUUUUUAAGGAUGCCGGGGUAAAAAAAAGUGGAGUAAAACUCGACCUGAAGUUUCGCGCCUAUGUGGGGAAAUCUCUUAAAAGCAAUUUUGUAAUCAUAUUCCUACACCUCCUACACGUUCUCGAAUGAAUUAUUUUCUUUUUUGUCGUUCAGAUGACAUAUUUUAUGCAACAGCAGGUGUACCAUCAUAAAUUUAAUGGAGUUUACACCGUCAAAAACCUGGGAUAAUUUUCCUCAUGGCAAUGCCUUUUUUCGACAAAUCAGGCAUUAAUCUUAAAUCAAGCACUAGAACAUGGGUAAUAAAUUGAAUAGAAAUAAUCAUUUGCUGAAAUCUUUCAAACGAAGUUCAUAAACUAUGUAUUCUUCCCUAACUUGGUAUGAUCCCUAUGUGUUCAGCAGUUUUUUUAAUGAGACUUUUGCAUUAAAAAAAAUAAAUAUAAUAGUAAUAAUAAUAAUAAUAAUAAUAAUAAUAAUAAUAAUAAUAAUAAUAAUAAUAAAGUAAUACCUCUCUGGGGUUAUUUCUAGCUGGAAUUGUACCAGUAGUAUAUUUGUUAUGGCUUGAAAAUGACCUUAAAAAAGUCAAAAGGUCUUUUUUUUGUCGUCAAUUUUUAUUGUAACAGCCCUUUACACAGUAGACUAGCAAUUUUAAGGUCAGCUAAUUGAAAUCGUUAAAUAGAAAAUUCCACUUACUUAACUGUGCGAAUAAAAUAAUGUCUAUUUUACUGAGAACUGCCACUCGGGUUUUGUUUUUGCGCGGACGGAAGUCUGUAAUUUAUUACUUGUUGCUUCAAGUUUGUCACGAGUCUGUAGAACGUAAUCCAAUUCUUGCUUGAGAUAACCACUAUGGACUAACUAUUUUAUUGUUGACAUCGAAGUAUUUGCAAGUGAUUGUCAUUUUAAUCUACUACUAAUCACUUUUUCGUAAAUACCGCUGUAAUAUUUACAGAUUAAUGUGGCUAACUUAGUUUUGUCUUCAAAAGGUAAAGUUAUAGGCUUUUUGGUUCUCUUCACAUCCAAACCAAACCAUGCAUGCCUUUUUUUUCCAUCCGGGUUUUAUCUGAAUUUAUCUUGCCCUCUUCCCAUAUUCAAAAUGGCAAGCACAUAUGUAUACUCAAGUCCUAGUUAAUAUAUUAUCUUUCACUGUUUCAAGUUUUAACGCAACAAGGGAAAUGUAUCGACGUUAUUUUAAUAAUUAAAAGAAACGAAUGGAUAGAGUAAACUUGAAUUUAGAAAGAAUUAUUUUCAAAUUUGUCCUGAUAUCGGUUGGCGCAAACUUUCUGCGAAUAAUUCUAUUUGGUCAACUGGCUUUUUCAGUACUUUUCUAGAAAUUUCUUCCAUUCAGUUCUCGUUCCUUUAAAACGUUUACAGUCCGUUAGCAACAUAAGACCACCAUGUUCCAUUAACAAAGUAACAACGGCUUCGGAUCCAACCAUCUGCCGGUGUUUUACAAUCUUUGAACAAAAUGAUGAUUAUUUGGUACUUGAAACACGAGACUCAAAACAAAGGCCACACAAAUGAAAUACUCUCGAGAAGGCAAAAACUCAUACAGGCAACUCUUAAAACACGUGGGGUUUUAGGAUGCCAUUUUCCCUACUUUCAUCUUGAAAACCCGCUGAUAUGUUUUUUUCGAAAUUGCCUUUGUUACCAAUACUCAACACAUAAUUUUUAUCUCUCUUAAGUUAAAAACAAGUCCCUCUAUUCAAUGGACAGUGAUGUCAACGUAUCACAGACUAGUCGAUAUUGUCAAGUUUCUCGGCAAAUUGGUCAUAAUUAUUUUGAUGAAAAGUUUAUUAUUAAAAGUUAAAAUAACCAAAAGAAGCAUGCUAACUUAAGAAAGUCGAAAGUGGUCAUGAAACCCUUUGUACAACGGACUCAUUUCAAAAUAUUGACGCCAAAUCCAUAUUUUUUUUCCAUUUUUGACUGUCAGAAUAUAAAAUAUAGUGUUAUGAUUCUUUCCUUCUUUCGUUUUUUUCUUAUGCGAUCCUCCUUUUUUUCCCGCGACUCAUGUAGUCUCGUCUCGUUGCAACAUUUUCCGAGAAUAAAAAGAAUUAAUUAAGCAAUGUCAACACAUCUUGUUUGGAGACGGUGUUUUUUGACGUUAACUUCUAAAUUAGGGCCAAUUCAGAACUCGCUCCAGGGACACAAUGAUCUCGGAAGACUACAUUAAAUAGCGGUCUAUCCUCAUUGAAGUAGUUCCUUCUACUGUUACAAAACAAUACGUCGAUAUCCUUCAGUUUAUUAUCUUUUAUACAUUGUUUACUCGCGGAGCGUUGUCCUUUUGUUGUCAUUAGAAAACUAAAAAAGAAACAUUCGCUUUCGAUGUCAAGUUGCGUUCGCUCAAACUUGAAUGACAACUCGCCUUUAAACGCAUAAUAUAAAACGCGUCACAUCGAAUGAAAUCAACUCCUUUUGCCUUCGCUGUAACUACAGCGUUCCUUUAACAACAUUAUCCGGAAACAAUUGACGGGAUAUUUUACCAUUUAAUACAAUCUACUAAUGAUACAAAGCUCAUUUUUAACACCUCGGCACCUAAUUUAAUGCAACGAAAUGGCUUAUCGAACGAGAUCUUUUGUGGGACUGGCCAAAACCCACUUAGAAAAGUAUCAUUACAGACUUCAGAAAAUUAACUGAGGCGAUAAAACGUGUUCAAUGAAGAGUUCAUAAUUCUAGACUCCGAAUCAACAUUUGUUUUUUUCUUUCGAGUUCCUUUGUUUUGGUUAUCACCGAUGACGUCAGGACCGAAUGAUCUGAAUUUUCGCGCCAGUAGAGAGGAAACAAUUUUAGCAUUAAAAUAUUUUAUAUUGAAUCGCUUUAUUUCCUCGUAGUUGUUCUCGUUUUAACCUAAGGCCAUGUUUUUUUUCUUGUACAGAGACCUUAUAAAGCACCUUUUUAUUUAGGCUCACUUAGAUAUUUCCGCUAGAGAAGUUUAUUUGCGAAGGGCAAGCAGCAAUCGAUUCGUUUCGUACAUCACAUUUUGGCAUAGUUGUUGUUUUGCUAUGAUACUUAAAGAGAUGCAAACAUUUUACAGAGAGAAAGAAACUCGAACCGAAGAAGGUUAAUUCAAUAAACUAAGGUUGAGCUUUUCGUGUAUAGAAAACAAUACGCGUCGAGCAAUUCUAAAGCUGUGCCCGCCGUGCACUCGCCGUGUUUUGAAAAUCACGUUUAGAAUUUCGAAAAUCAAACCGAAUAUGUUCCUGUGUCCUAAAAUAAGUCUUUACACGGUCUUAUUAAACGCCUAACUUACACUUAGUUGUAGUCGGCAGGAUACCUCAAACAAUGGAAAGUGACACAACUUCGCAUCAAAUAAUUGGUUUUGCUUUCUGCCUUCUGAUUGGCUGGUUCUGAGCCUAAAAGUGGCUAUAAGCCGGUCGAAACGUUGGAAACGUGCGCCUACCGAGCUAUUACUAGUCCCGAAAAUCUUUGAUGGUCAGUGAGUCUCCCGAAGGAAAAUCUUAAUCACCAACAGAUGGAAAGUCCAAUCUCGUUCCGGGAAAACCAGUCCCAAAUGACAAGCCAGUUUCAUUACACUUCAGUUGAGCCUCUCGACAAGAACUUGAAGCGAAAGCGGCGCAGGAAAUCCCCAAAUCAGCAGAUAGCGCAACGACACGCAGCAAAUUUACGCGAGAGGAAACGCAUGCAAAGCAUAAACGAAGCUUUUGAGGGGCUCCGACAUCACAUCCCUACACUGCCUUACGAGAAAAGACUGUCCAAGGUAGAUACUCUACGGCUUGCUAUUGGCUACAUUGGAUUUCUUACGGAAAUGAUCAGUUCCGACAUGAGUCACAGCCAAGCUUUACAGCCUACGUCCUCAGAACAGCCAAGAAAAGUUAUGAUCUGCCACCGCGGUUUCGGUAAGUUUUUUGAGUUUGCUUCCCUUAAAGCGUCAUGUUAGUAGGGGUUUUGGGCGCAUCUGGGCUGUUCUCACAAGUACGGAGCUGUUGGAUAUUGAAUAAAAUGACGUUUUGAUAAUAUUCCUUUGCAUUUUAUAACUUUAAAAAUAGAGGAAAAUCAUGUAUUUUUUUCAAUUGGGAAAUCCUCAAACAGCAAGCCGAUCUUGCUCUCAGAGACUCGCAAACGGCAAUCAACAUUCGCAGACAGUUUUUGAAUUUCAUUUCUUUUAUUUAUAUAUUUCAUGUUUGCUCAUUUCGUUUCCUUUCUCAUAGGUAAUCAAGAGUACGGUCUUCCCCCUUUAACGGGACAUUCUCUAUCUUGGACUGAUUCGAAGAAACCUAAACUUCACUCAAGUAUCAUGAAGGCGAAAAUUUGGACCCCCGAAGAUCCAAGAAUCCAUAACAAUACUAUGUUUCCUUCGCCAUUGUGAGGAGAGAAAAUGCUGUUAUAUUAUGCUAUAUCAUCAAGGCAGGAAAAGGGUGUUCUGUAAUUGUAUUUUAACAGAAGUAGAAUUAUUUUUUAAUAACUAGCUUGGAAAUCGACGAGGAGAUAUAUUGUAACAUAUUUUAAUUGAGAAACAAACAGAGUAUUAUCGUACGAGGAAAUCUUGGACAGGGAUUCGUCGCCUCCUCGCAUUUUUUUUCCAAAAAAAAUACGUAACAAAGAAAUCACAUUUGACAAAACCACAGUGGGUUUAUGUAAGACAUUUUUGUAAAUUUUUCUCCAGGCAAAGCAUACAGAAUUUGGAUAUUAAAAAUGCAUCGAAAACUUUAUUACUGCUGUGUCAUUGUGAACGAUUUUAAGUUUGUUAAUCUCUUUGAUAAGUAAAUUUAUGGAAAACACAAUUCGUGUUGUGGCUAAACUGUCUUUCUUAGCUCUGCAAGUAGAGCUAAACAAAAGAGUGUGUUCUAUAUCUUGGUGAGGGGGAACUCCAUUAGCAUAGCCCGCUUGACUUUUCGUGCCUUUAAAAUUACGCGCAAAUGAAAAAUUAAUGAGCAAGUUUAACACAUUCGGCUGAAAAAAUAGCACCACCAUGCUCAAAGCUCAAACUUCAAAAGGUCGAUGCUGGGGCCUUUUUGGAGCAUACAGCUAGCAGAUAAGCAAGUCUCCUCAUUUGUCUUGUUAAUACAACAACGUUAUCAGAUUUCCUAAGGUCUUCUGUUGUAGCAAGUAUCAAUGAUGCUGGGAUGUUUGUUAGCAACCUCAGACCUUGUGGCACCAUUAGACGAAACAUUGAGGUUUAUUUGUCGUGUAUCCUAAGAGUAAACGUGGAGCAUUGGCAUAGAGCGUUUGAUCUUAUCGAUUGAUUCGAGCUUUCCCCACACGUGUAUGCGUGUUUGCACUUUCAUUGCUUCAACCAUGAAACAUUUGUGUAGCAAAUCGUUUAAGCGGCUCACACCCCCCACCCUUAGGUAACCACAACAUGACGUGGUUCUGUUACAUGGUACACAUCAGCAUUCCUAAGUGGGAUGGGCAAAGCAAACGAUCUGGCGUGGUUUGUUAAGCUCCACUACAAUUCAGGUAACAGGUUGAUAACUGCUAUGUUAUAAACAAGCUACCUUCAACAGGUAUUAUAUUUUAUUACCCAGACUAUGCGAGACAAACGAGUUAUUAGUCCAGUGGUGUGAAUAUCAUCCCCAAGACCUGAUACGUGUAUUUGCAUGAUGCCUAAACGUGUUAUAAGCUUUAUCAGAGAGAUAUGAGGCGAUAAUAUUGGUGCACAGAGCUCGUAUCAGGGGAAACGGUCAAGUGGUUCUUGUAAGUUCCUGUAACGGCACAAUCCUUUCAACGCAAACUGCCAUCCCGUUGCUGAGUCCGUGGUCGAUAUUUUUCCACAGCUGCGGAAAGAGUAUUGUUAACAGAACAAGAGACAGCUGCGGUGAGCUAUUUCCAAGAGAAGUCCCAUUUAGAAUAAGAAGACAGGUAUUAUGCGAGCACACGUUCGAAGAUUUACACAAUUGGUAGCAACCUGCGAGAAAUGAAUAGUUCUUUUUUUCAUUAAGACACUGCUCGAUAUCUACCCUGUGGAGACGAAAGCUGAUUGGUCAAGACACGACACAUGAGUUUUGUAAAGCCCGCCCUGUAUUAGCAGACCUGAGCCAAGAUCAAUUAUUUGGCCCUUUCACAUCUUUGUUUCAAUUGUCAACGUCUCUCUGCUAAUUCAUCGGUUGCAUGCAAUCUGUUUGUGACAGAUUUCUCUACUAUUGGGGAUCGAACAUGUAAGGAUAGAUCCAACGGUAUCUUGAAGGUAGCACCCAUGGUUAGCCUCAUUGUCACGCCGAGCAAGCAUGAUCCCAGCGCGAGGAGAACUCUUUCUGACUUGUAUCCUUUAUUAAAGGUGUUACCCACGCCAUGCAGUCAAUACGAUUUUCUUUUGUUUGAAGAGAUUUAAAUAGGAGAAGCAGAUGUUUUUAGGCUUAAAAAUAAACCAUGAAUGAAUAAUCAGUGUAGCUGGACCGACAUGGCGAGUUUGGAGAUUGACGGUUGAGAUUUGCACCUCAAGGAAGACCCCCUUAUUCGAGUAACAACCACCCAUCAAGCCCUGCUUACAAACUGCAGAAAAUAUCUCGUACUUCGUAGAAGAAAUAUAUUUGUUGUGUGAACUAUAUUAAUUAAUGAUGUAAAGGGAAAAGUAUUGUUUUCUGAUAAUGUCAACACAUUUGACCACUGCUUGUAAAAAGCUUUUAAAAGUUGCCAAAAAACACAACAUAAGCACGUUUAGCGUGGUUAAUUAGCUAAACAGGCAAAUUUUAUCAUUGCCUGAUACAACAAGUCACAAUAAACUUAUUUUACAAAUGGUAUAUUUAGAGGAGAACAAAACUCUCCCAGCCGCCUGGUUACAAAACUCAAAACCACUAAAUCUUUAACAAAAAAUGCCGCAAAUUUAUGCAAAAAGGUCAUUUUUUUCAUUUUUUAUUCAAAUUAAGUUGUUAACCAGAGCGUAAGUGAGUAAAAACGCGUGUCUAACUUGUUCAGGCCAGUUUUGUCGUCGCACUUGUAGAACAUUUUCCCCCAAAAGAAGGUAGAUUGCUUUAGAAAAGAAGUUUCGCGAAAACCUAAAGGUUUGCGCAUGCGUUAUAAAUGAGAAACUGAACGAAAUCUCAAAAAAGUGCAAGUGAUAAACACAUAGGCGUGAAAUUUGUGUUAAGACCACCGCUGCGAUGAACGAAUACUAAGUCUAUCAUCCCCCAAACCUUAUUUUCACGCUCUGUCGCAGUGAGUUAAAUCUUUAGGUAUAAGCGAUAUUGCGGCAAACGCCGACAUUAAGGCAUGAAUAUUUAAUUAACUGCUCUAGAUGAGAUACUGUAGUAUCGUUUUAUCUCCGAGCGUCAGAUUGUAGCGAGCGUUGUUGAAAAAGACAGCACACGGUGAAGAUAGUGGGCGGUGGAACAUUUCUAAGUAAUGGAAAACCGCCUUGGUUUCCUCUUUGAUCGAUGAUCGCUUUUCCACCGCUCAAAAUUGCUUCAUUAAACCUGAAAUUUGAGGUUUUGUCAGAUGAAAGACACUUUUCUUACAGGAAAAGUUACCGCUUUUCCGAGAUAUUCACGCCUUUUAUACUUUAAGAAAGACAAAAUCCUUUCACAGAACAGACUAUAAAUCGGUUCUUAACUUAACCGGAUUUCGCUCGUUUUCGUUAAAAAUGAAGUGAACGUACCGUUCGAGAUUUACUAUGUUUUGGUUCUAUCAAAUUUUAAAUUUCCAAUCCCUCAGCUUGACGAGAUUUUGCUGAAACACUGUGAAGAAAACUAACAGUACAGGUUAUCGUGGUUGAAGCAAAUUAACACUAAAAUUUAAUCAGUUUUACUAUUUAGUAUCGCUUCAAACUUCAAGGCCACGUGCUGCCCAGCGAACUCUUUUAAAAAGCUGUUGUUUGAAGAUUAAAAUACAUACAAAUUAUUCUAUUAUUUUUAAUUUGGGGCCAAAGGUUACAGCUAUUCUAAAACUCAUGAUCUUUUUCCUGACAUUUUUGCGACCAAACCUGAUCAUCGAAGACAAAACUCAACGAGAAGAGCUACCGAAAUUCUUGGACAAAUGAUUUGCGUUGCUUUCGUUCAAGUAGUCUUGUGCCACGCUUACAGUAUUUGUUCUGGUGUUCGAAAAAAUUCUGUGAUUUUUCAAAGCGAUGUCUAUUAUUCUGAUCGAGGUAGCAGUGUUGACCGCUUUCUCCAGAUUGCCUGAAGUGGUACAUAUAGACAUUACUUUAACCCUGCAAUUCGCACUAAAAACAAAACAAAGCCUUAUUAACAAAUGACAUCUCCAGCGGAGGUAGUGAUAUGACGCUCUAUUCUGAACGGAUGUCAAUUCACUCCAGGCAAUAAUUAAAACCUCGCGAGAAAAUAGCGAAGUAAUUACUGACGUUACAAUCGCGGUAUCAGUAUCUCUGAUAAGAAAGUGUAAAAGAGUGACUUCAUUUGAAUAAAACAAUUGCAACGACAGUCGCGAUAACGUAUUUCACUCACAAAACAAAAAAGAUAUAGUACGUGUUUAAAACCAAAGCUUAGCUUUUAUGUUGGGCAAAAAAUUUUCUGUUGAGAGGAUUUUUUUCCUUGAAUCGUGGGCCCGAGAAAUCCUCUCACUAUGUUUAUUUUCCCUAAUGACAAAAUAAUUAACGGUGUUCUAUGUUUCUAAGUCUGGAAAUAAAAACCAUAAUUCAUGAAAAUAAAGAUCGCAACUCGUCGAAUAAUUAGAAAAUUGAAAAGUUAUGUUUGA